This is a messenger RNA of Olea europaea var. sylvestris, 736 nucleotides long. RefSeq names its product calcium-binding protein KIC-like. NCBI's taxonomy places the organism in Eukaryota, Viridiplantae, Streptophyta, Magnoliopsida, Lamiales, Oleaceae. Gene Ontology annotation, molecular function: calcium ion binding. The coding region runs from base 181 to 528 and encodes 115 amino acids. The record is from RefSeq and is a predicted model, not a curated record. The transcript has a single exon.
AACUUGAUAAUAGAACAAUCCACACCGUCCGUUUUAAAGAAAUUAUUUAAAGAUUUGACUAAAGAGCAAGACAUUUGUGCAUUAUUUUCCUAUAUCAAUCGUAGGUAUCUCCACAAGUUUCUUCAUCAAGAUUUUCUUUGUGUGCACAUCCCAAGUGUAUUUGUGAAAACAAAAGCAAAAAUGGAGAGCGAACAACCAAGUGAAUAUGAAGACUUGUUGCCAGUAAUGGCAGAGAAGCUAGAUGUGGAUGCUUUUGUUGAAGAACUUUGUGGGGGAUUUCGGGUUCUGUCGGAUCAGAGAAGCGGGUUGAUUACUCCUUCAAGUUUGCAGAAAAAUUCCUCGUACUUGGGAUUCGAAGGAAUGAGCAAAGAAGACGCCGAGGGGAUGGUAAGAGAAGGUGAUAUCGACGGAGAUGGAGCGCUUAACGAGAAAGAAUUUUGCAUACUUAUGGUGAGACUCAGUCCUGGAAUGAUGCAGGAUGCAGAAGCAUGGCUUGAGAAGGCUAUGCAACAAACCACCUCGUCUUGAUUUCACUAUUUUCGCACAUGUUUAGUACUGGACGGGGCACAAAAGUGCCAUCGAGUACUCUAUAAUUCUAUGUUCUUUUCUUAUGCAUAAAUGACUCCAAGUAAUUAUCCUAUCGUCUAUGUAUCCAGUUAUGAAGUUAUUGUGUUUGGAGCAUACAAAUUUUCAGAAUUACUUUCUACUGUACUGAAGGAGCAACUUUUUUCAUAAA